AUGGAAUUUCACCAGCAACGCCUAUAUACUCUGAAUAAACUGUAUUCUGAAAAUGCUCCUACUAUUGAUAGCAUGGAAGCUGCCUUAGUCAGAGAAAUUCCAUUGCUUAUCCAAGAGUUCGAAUUGUCUGCAAAAGCAGCCGCGAUGGUUGAGGACUAUGUAAAAGACAGAGCAACCCUGUUUCGUUUUUUGGCCAAAAAUAAGUUUUCUCUACCUCAUGCACUCUCAUUCCUACUGGACACCAUUCGAUGGCGUAUCAAAGAGAAUGUAGACUCGAUCGGCCUAGACUCCGUAAAGCUCUUUGUUAGUCAACCAUUUUGCUUCUUUCACAAAUACGACAAAACAGGUCGUCCAAUCCUUAUCAUUCAAAUCCGGCACUUGCCAGAAUCUUCCACUAAUAUAGCCGAGUUCUUGCGUCCAUUUGUUAUCUUUAUACUCGAGACAACCAGACGAAUGUUGUCCAAGAUUACCAGAGAUACAGGGGGAUUGGUUGAUAUUGCAGUUAUUGUAGACUUUAAAGACGCUCGUUCCUUACCAAUGGACCCCACACUUGUGAAAACUAUUCUCCAGAUAUUACGCCGAUAUCCUUCAAUGACUGGGUCUGUCAGUUUGCUUUGUUUUGGAUGGAUGUACACUGGCCUAUGGCAGAUGGUGAAAAUAAUGUUGUCCGACGAAGCCAGACACAGGGUAGGAUUUCCAAGCUCUAAAGAGCUUCUUGACCUCGUUGACCCUGCAUCUCUCUGUAAAGAUCAGGGAGGUACCGAUGAUUAUGAAUGGAACAUAAAGUCUGACAAGGUCUUCAGGGACUUUUUCCCGUAUGUCCCACCAUCUCCACCACUAUCACCGCUAUCACCCAGUCAACCAAACAGUCGCUGUAGCUCAACAACCUCUCUACGUUCGGUAUACUAUGAUGCCACUGAGCAUGUCGUACCACACAAGCUACAGUUUACACCAAUGUCUCCUAAACUACCACAAAGAAGAUCCUCUUUUACGGCUACAGUGUAUAGUACGCCAGUAGGCUCACUCACACCAAUUGUCGGCCCCAUCUUAUCAAAGUCGCCGGCAAUUUCUCCCCACGCAGACUUUUCAUCUUCACUUAACCACAAGUUAUCCUUAUUACAAUAUACACGCCAGCCGCAACCUAGUCCACAGCCUAGAAGGAGGCGACCUCUGUCAAUCAACCAGAGAACAUGGACAACAUUUAUCUUUAGAUUAUUAUUUGGAUCCCUACAAAGGACCCAGGCCGGUAUUAGGAUGGUAAUAACCCAGGCGGUGCGCAAGUCUCAAAAAUACCAGAAUAUGUUCUAUUGGAUUGCAGCAUGUCUGUUGUUGAGGAACAGUAUACAUGAUUUUCUUCAGAGCCUGUUUGUAUUGUUAUUGGAGACCAUGGCAGCCAAGAGUGGAAGAGGGUCAGCAAUUGGAUUAAGAAAUCUACUGAGUCUUGCGGGUGGUCAUGCCGGUCAAAUGACACUUUAAGUCCCUUUUAGAGACUCCUUUAUGCCUUCACCCCCCCCCCCCCUUUUUUUUUUUAUUAUUAUUUCUUUCUUUUCUUUUCUUUAUAUACCCUCAUUACGUAUCCAUAGAAACAUAUUUAUGGCACCAUGGCAACACAUAUAAUUUUUUCUUUGGUUGCCGUUGUUGUUAUUGUUGUUGCUGUUGUAGAUGCUGCUUUUACUGCUGGUAAUGUUUCUAUGGUUAUUGUUGUGGUUAUUGCUUUUAAAUGUUACAUACAUAAAACUAUACGCAUACGCAUACAC
Molecule: messenger RNA, 1757 nt
Organism: Phycomyces blakesleeanus NRRL 1555(-)
Lineage: Eukaryota; Fungi; Mucoromycota; Mucoromycetes; Mucorales; Phycomycetaceae
Exons: 4
Coding region: 1-1476 (491 amino acids)
Source: RefSeq, a predicted model, not a curated record